AUGAAUCGUGAUCGGAUUUCAGUGGCAGAUCGAUUUUAUCGCACCGAAGAGAAAAUAGUAACGGGCCUUGAUCUUGUCAAUUUGGGGCCUGAGUGCGGGAGGAAUUCUCGCUUCUUCUGUGGUUCCGUCAAGAAAGCUGAACAGAUUGCGCCCAUGUUCAAAUACCUUGCCACUCCCGAGGAGAUUCUUCUCAAACUUUGGCAGACUGAAGAUAGAAAGAGAGAAACGGAAGCGUCGGCAAUACCCGCUUCCGUGCAAUGUCCAACCCCGCAUUUCGGCAAGUUGAUUUCAUUUCGCGUGUGCCAGGCGCCAACCUUGAUCUGGCUUGGGAUAGAUAUUCUUUGA
This is a messenger RNA of Morchella sextelata, 345 nucleotides long. RefSeq lists its product as uncharacterized. NCBI's taxonomy places the organism in Eukaryota, Fungi, Ascomycota, Pezizomycetes, Pezizales, Morchellaceae. The transcript has a single exon. The record is from RefSeq and is a predicted model, not a curated record. The coding region runs from base 1 to 345 and encodes 114 amino acids.